Molecule: messenger RNA, 4547 nt
Organism: Spodoptera exigua (beet armyworm)
Lineage: Eukaryota; Metazoa; Arthropoda; Insecta; Lepidoptera; Noctuidae
Source: the annotation of a GenBank genome assembly
UUCGUGUUUCUGUUUCUGUGUUUUGUGACUUUUGUGUAUGUGCAGGAAUUUAAUGCAAGUGGUGGACUGUUUAUUUUGUAACAUUUUGUAAUUUGUGUUGUUUUUCUUGUUAUAUUUAUGUAAAUAAAUCGUGAAGUGCACAUAUAUUGAAGAAUAAUGUCGUUACCACCUUUUCCGUCACAAGAUUUGGCGAAACUGGUACUCGGAUAUCUUGCUGAGGAGCAGCUUAUGACUGCCUAUGAUGAGUUUUUACAAGCUAGUCCUUACUUGGAUGCUCUCAGAAAUGAAUAUGACAGGAUAUUUAUGACAUCACUCAAGAAUAUUCUGGCAGAAUAUAGGGCUGUAAAAAUAUAUGUGGAGACAUGUAAACCUCUAAUAUUGAGGAAAAAGUUGGUGCAAUGUACAAAUCUUCUAGAUGUUGUCAAGUUUUUAGCAAUAAAUGCUGAUAUAAGUAAAAUACAAGUACAGGAUACUUCUAGUGAUAAACUCAGUAUAUCCAAACAAAAUUCAUCACAAGCUUCAAAACAAAAUGUCUGUGAUGUGUGCAGCAGUGUGUCUGGCACUUGUAAGUGUAAACAGAAGAAUGGUAGCUGUCAGGACAUGAGUCUGGAUAGUUGUGUUGAAACAACAGCUUUGGAAGAUCUCCCUGGGAACCAUGGAAUUCGCAAAAAGCAUGUUAAGGUUUUGGAAAAAGAUGUACCUGUAGAGCCCAGUGAAGGAUUAAACGAUAGUACAAAGCAAUCUUCAAACAAUUUGAACACUAGUGGCAAUGCAGUGAAUAAUUUAAAUUCCAAUUCACUUAGUUCCCAAAUCAAGUUGAAUGAGAGCCCUUCCAUUGCUUUGAGUACAAUUCCAAAACCCACCGAUACGCCAGAAUGCAGAGAGAAGAUUGAAGAGUUCAAUACAAUUUUGAAGAAAGUUUGUAAGAACAACAAGUCUCAAGUAGACACAAGACUGUUUAGUUUACCUCAAUCUGAUAGCUUGAAUAGAAGUGCCAAUGAUAGUUCUUUCCAAGAUUUUGCUUCUGGAGUUCGAGCCCAUGAAAACCGAAAUGUUCCAGUGCCAGAUUCCAGUACUUCUGAAAACUCCACAACCAUGGCUUCAGUUGCAAACAACACAAACAUGGAUCUCAGUAAUAAUUUGAAGAAUGUGCCAAAAUGUGAUGGUCUGGAAUCUCAAGCGCGCUCUCAUUGUCACCCUAGAUUAAAACCUAAGGACCAAAAAAUUCAAAUAAUUUCGGAUAUAAAAGUAGAUAAGCCGUUCCCAGCGAUAAAUAAUACUUCUACGCCAUUAAUGCAAACCAUUCUAAUAAACGGUAGACCAGCCUAUAAUCAGUCGCUACCUGUAAUCGGCGCCAGUUAUACGAAGGAUGAAAUCAUGGCGAUGCCUACUAUAAUCGUCGUGCCCGCGUCAGGUCCCCCACCGAAUAUGUGUCAAGUAAAACCUGUACAGAUACAAAAGAUGCAGAAAGUAAAUACUAACACUGUGCCAGCGCCUAAUCUGCUGGGUCCUCUUGUAAUAGAUGUGUCGUCGAAUAAUGUUCCUGAAGCUAAAAAGCCUGAAAAUAAUCUGCCGAACCUAGAUCAAGAAAAACCUGCUGAACCUCUACCGGGGUUAGUAAAAACUGUUGAUAUGAAGAACGCGUCUGUUCCAAAAGAUAAUGUCAUAUCUGGUGCAAGUGAAACAAAUACACCACAAGUCCUUCCGCCUGUUAGGAGAUCUUCCUCUACGCCUCGUAGAAGUUCACAUAUCAGAGUUUUAGACUUUACUACACCUAGGAGAAUAUUACACGAGACAAUAAAUGAAGUCCCUUCUAAUGAAACUAGUAAGAAUCCUGUCGAUGUCGUAGUCAGUAGGAGUCCUAACUUAGUAUUCACUGAAACUGAAAAUGCUAAAAAUAAUAUAGUUGAUAUGAGUGACGUUAAAGUUCAUAAAAUAGAAACCUGUCACUAUAACAACCUCAAAAAAGAUUCUGAAGUUAAACCUGUUGUAAAAAGUAAGAAAAAAGAUUGGGAUGCUGACUUACGAGCUUUAGCAACUGCCAGUGUUCCUAACGACUUGCCGCCUAAGUCAAAACCUAGACCUAAGAAACCGAAGAAUAAGAAGGUAGUUGAUACUCCAUCGGAAGGUGACAAAACAGCACAAAAACCAGAAAAAACAGAAGAUAAAAAGUCACGCAGCAAAAGAAAACUAUCUCCUAAACCUACUAAGUCUAAAAAGAGACGGAAAUUAGAAGAGGAAGAGGAACAGUAUGCACAAAUAGCAUCAAAUACUGACAAUAAACCUGUUAUCAAACCAACUUUCGUUGUAGUUCCUGCCUAUUCUUCCGUGCCACCUGAAGCUAAUAAACUCCCUGAAGUCAGUCAAAAUAAAGCACUUGAAGUCAAUCAAAAUAAAUCAAACGAUGAUGCUAUUAACGAAACACCUGAAGCAGAAAGGUUAUCUUUGCAGAAUGAGAUAGGAGCUAGACUAAACAUAUCAGAAUUUCUAGAAACUCCAUACAAACAAGCUUUGUAUGAUAUACAAAUGGAGACACCGAAAUUUUUAGGAUCCUUGCCUGAUGAGCCGAUAUCAGAUAUCAAAAUUAUGAAUAUACCUACGCCGCGUUUCUUUGAUACUCCAAGACCUGCACAUGCUACACCUUCGUAUUCGUCACGAGCGACUGAUUAUUCUAGCGGUGGGUCUUACUACAAGCCAGAUGAUCAGGACUAUCUGCGAAUCGCUGAUUUAGAAUGCCCAGUGUCUUCAUCUAAAGAUGUACCACCACCUGUAGAAGUGUCCAAAGAUACAGCAAGUACCAGUAAAAGAACUUCUAGACCAGUAAGAAAGUGCACGAAAAAUGUGUCAUAUGUUAGUAGUAGUAAUACAAACUGUAAACCGAAAGAAAGGUUAGUUGAUGAUAACAUUGAGAAAAUCUCAUCUUGUAGUGACACUACUGUAGCGAACAGCUCCCUUGAAAUUAGUAAAGAGGUCAACGUAAAAACACCGAAAAAUGCUAAAUUAAAAUCGAGUACCAAGACGGACACAAAGAAAAAACUGAGUUCUAGUAAAAAACGAAAAUCACCUAUGAAAAAGGAUAGAUCUAAUUCAUUUAUGAAGAUCAAACCUCGAAGACUUACUCCAAUAAAGGAUAAUAAGAGAUCAAGAAGGAAAAGCGAUGUGUUUUCUAAAUCACCGAAAAAGAAACCAAGUGCAAAAGAAAAGAAUACUCAUAUUGCUCCCGUUGUAAGUCCUGCUCCAACCAAGUCACGUAGAAAAUCUUCGACGCCCAGGAAGCUGCAUUGCACUAAAUCAUUUAAUUCCGAAAGUUCCGGCCACGAGUCUCCGGAACUAAACGCGAGCAGUAAACACAAUAAGCAAAACACACAUUCAAUGAUUUCUUCAUUAGAUUCUGAUACAGAACAGUUAGCAUUACGUUGGUCGGAUGACGGUUCGCAAGACGGAAAACCUAAAGAAGUUGAAAGUGAAGAUAUAUCAAAAAUAAAAGAGUACAUUGAAACAACAGUUAAUGAUAUACACAAACCUAAUGUUAACAAAGGAAGUUUACACAGUGAUUUGGUUAAAAGAGGUUUUGAUGCCGAAACGGCGAAAAUAAUAGAAAGAGAUUUGCUGGAUUCGCCUAGUACAAAACCCACUCCUACCACUGAACUUAAGCAAUCGGAGAAGAAUGAAAAUAUAUUAAAUAAGAGCAUUGAAACUGAUACAAGUAUGACGAAUGAAUUACAAAUUGUCCAAGAUGAGGAUUUAGAUGAUGAAUUAGAAUUAUCCGUUUAUGAAUGUCAUGAAGACAGUCAUAAUUAUGUACAAUUUAAAAGCGACACCAAAGAUAGAUGGCAAGGACAACCUAUAACAUUAAAAGAUAAGUUUUGUAUGGAAGUAUGUAUAGAUGACGGAGUAGCGAUAAGGUUAAGAGCAACACAUUUUGAAACUUUAUUUAAUAAUGAACCUGAAAAUGAAGCAGAAUUAGAAUAUAGUUUUAGGGAAACAGAAUCGGCAGUCAAUUCAAUUUCACAUAUGGACAGGCUGUACACGCCGAUGAAAGACCACAAGGCGCAGUGUUUUGAAAUAUUUGAUUCUACUUUGACGAGUUUGGACACGCCUUUGAAGGCGAAUAGUCCGACUUACAAGGAGCAUAGAAUAAAUGAGAUAGAAAUAGUGUUAGAAGAAGAAGAGAAAGUAGAAGCUAAGGAUAAUACUGAAGUGAAGAGAAGAAGAUUACAGAGUAGUAAUAGUUCUGAGGAGGCUUUGAAUCGAAAUAAUGAAAGUAAUCCAGAAGCCCAGUAUUUGUUUAAUUCAACGAAUAUUCAAAAUAUUGAUAUCGAAUCAGUAUUGAAGAAACUCCACGGGCCUUAGUGCAUAGGUUUAGGUAGCCAGUGACUCUGCCUUUUUAUUAUAUGACUUCUUUUAAUCAGACAUUGUUCAUAAAUUAUAUUUAUAUGUGUAAGACACAUACAUAAGGCCAUUCUGAUUGUACAAUUGAUUAUGUAAAUACAUUGUGCUAGACACAAAUCUUGACCAUGUCUCUAAUUAAAAAAUAUAUAUUUUUA